This is a messenger RNA of Thermothelomyces thermophilus ATCC 42464, 1514 nucleotides long. RefSeq lists its product as uncharacterized. Gene Ontology annotation, cellular component: microtubule associated complex; kinetochore; cytoplasmic microtubule. Gene Ontology annotation, biological process: establishment of mitotic spindle orientation; microtubule organizing center organization; vesicle transport along microtubule. The transcript is spliced from 3 exons. The record is from RefSeq and is a predicted model, not a curated record. Gene Ontology annotation, molecular function: microtubule plus-end binding; dynein complex binding. Lineage: Eukaryota; Fungi; Ascomycota; Sordariomycetes; Sordariales; Chaetomiaceae. Bases 200 to 1390 code for a protein of 396 amino acids.
AUAUUGAAUGUCCCCAGCCUGCCAGCUGUGGUCGCCUGGCGAGUUCUAUCCCUUUCCAUCAGGCACUGAAUGGAUUAUUUAUCAAUAAACCAGACAAAAGGCAGCAACGAAGACAUAGACCGAUAAUUGGGGAUUCAUUACACUCGUGUGCUUUGAUUUUUUUUUUCUCGUUUUUUUGGGGACCCCUGUUUCCUCCGCAAUGCAGUCGGCCGACCCAGAGCACUUUUUCGAGACAGAUGCCGCUCAGGAGAAGAGGCAGCGACGGGCAGCCAAGGCUGGCAACAAGUAUGGGGACCCAAUUCUCCUAAAAUCCAAGAUUUUGGCUGCCGUGCCCGACCCCAGAUCUCCCGGGUCUGCAGUCUUGGUUGCGGAGUCGGCCGGAGCCGUACGCCUAGUCAAUCUAAACGACCCCGAGAACCUUAAGACGGCCUACCGCGGCCCGACCGCCCCGGUUUGCUGUGUUGCCGUGGGCGGGCCCGGCUCCGGAACUCUCUUCGCCGGAUCCUGGGACAAGAAUAUCUGGUCGUGGGAUCUCAACUCCAAAGCACCCGGACGGAAAUACGUCGGUCAUACAGACUUCGUAAAGGCCCUCGCCUGUGCAACCAUUGGCGGCAAGGACCUCCUGAUCAGCGGUGGCGCCGACAAGAAGAUCAUGGUCUGGGACGUCGCUACGGGCGCGAGGCUGCAUACCCUACAAGACAGCGCGGUGAAUAUGCUCAGCAUCCAGGACCUGGUCGUCGAUCACGCGUCCUCCACUGCGGAUGAGAUCAGUCUCAUCAGCGCCAGCAGCGACCCGCAUAUUCGCCGGUGGAGAAUCCGGCUCGACAAGUGGGAGCAGGUCGUUGAGGCGUCUCCCGACGCCCCGGGCACGGACCGCCGGACCAUUCUAGAACACGAGACCACCGUCUACAAGCUUGUGCUUGACCACGACGGCGACGACGUGGAUCUCUGGACCUCGAGCGGCGAUGGCACCGCCAAGUGCCUGUCGCGGCUGAGAAACUUUGCCUGCGAAGACACAUUCCAUCACGGGGACCACGUGCGUGCCGUAGCGGUUACGGAGCAGUGGGUGGUCACGGCCGGUCGGGACGAAGACAUCAAGUUCUGGGAUCGGAGCUCGGGCAACCUGUACUGCUCCCUUGUGGGACACUACGACGAGGUCACAGACCUGGUGGUCCUCAGGGACCCGAGCGGGUCGAGCCAACGGAUCUGCAGCGUGAGCAUUGACGGAACGGUGCGGACCUGGCCACUGGAUAAGGCCGCCGUCGAUGCUGCAGUCAAGGAGCAGGAGAAGCCCGCAGAAGAAGGGGGAAAGGAGGUCGCUGGCGAGGGUCUUCUCAGCCCGGAGGAGGAGGCCGAGCUCGCUGCCCUCAUGGAAGACGAUGACGAGUAGGCAGGAGAACUGCUGAAAAAGUCCAGACCACACCGCUCUCCCGGGCGUGGCGGAUUCCAGCAUCCGGUUUAAUCCGGCUGUAACACACGUGGUAAUUUGGGCGGCACUGAACUCUGAUUCAGUU